AUUAUUCCAUGGUAGUACAAAGCAAUACUAGUGGAGAAAGUAAGGGCACAGGGAAGAAAUGCAAACAUGGUGCUGAUGCCGCUGAUGGGAAAUGUUGUAACAAGAAUGGUACCCCCAGUGGUGGUAGGAUCACUGUUAGGGGUACCGAUUGCGUUAAUCAUGAAUGUAAGCAUUGUGGUAUUAGUCCUGGUUGUGAGAAGUGUACUCGUUGUACAAACAAGUGCCACCUUUCGGCCUACAGCAAGAGCACUGCUCUCUGGACUACCAUAGUCAAUGCUAACACAGGUAAGUACCCAUUAGUACUGACAGUGACUGGUGGUAUAGCAGGUAGUUCUACUACUAAUAAUGACCCCUCUAAGGUCCACCUCCUGGCCCGUAUUUUCCUAGGGUCAGUAUGUCUCAUCUGGAGUGGACUCAGUCAGUUGGGGUUCCUAACUGGAAAGGGUGGUGAUCAGAGGUGGAGGGAGAAAACAUUGACUAGUGAGAGUGAGGGCCUCGGCUCAUUCAUGGCGGCCAUGGGCUAUGACCUGGAGAGGUUGAAUCAGGGAGGUAAGUACUCUCUAGGGUAGUCAUGUGGACAA
Messenger RNA from Babesia bovis T2Bo, 581 nucleotides. Its product is annotated as variant erythrocyte surface antigen-1 beta subunit. The transcript has 2 exons. Lineage: Eukaryota; Apicomplexa; Aconoidasida; Piroplasmida; Babesiidae. Bases 9 to 569 code for a protein of 186 amino acids. The record is from RefSeq and is a predicted model, not a curated record.